Molecule: messenger RNA, 1102 nt
Organism: Rhagoletis pomonella (apple maggot)
Lineage: Eukaryota; Metazoa; Arthropoda; Insecta; Diptera; Tephritidae
Product: protein lin-28 homolog
Exons: 4
Coding region: 262-807 (181 amino acids)
Molecular function (GO): zinc ion binding; nucleic acid binding
Source: RefSeq, a predicted model, not a curated record
UAAAUGUGACGUUGAUGUUCUCAGAAUCUAGAAAGAGAAUCUAGGCAUCGUCAAUUAGUUUAAGAACUACAAAAAGUACAAAGAAGUAACACAACAAAAAACAAUUUCUUAAUAUGCAACCAGCAAAACAGCGCUUGCACCGAAAUUACUAGCAGCGCCACUCACACAAUCACCAACAUCAAUAGAACACAGGGUACAACUGCAGCUGCAUCAACAAAGCCGAGCCACAAUCUUUCAAGAAAGUAGAAACCCAAAGAACAAAUGUCGAUAACACAACAAGAGUCAGACCGAAGCGAUUCGUCGUCUGAUGUCAACAGAAACCAAGACGCCGAUCUCACGGAAACGGACUGUGUGCGCUACGGCAAGUGCAAAUGGUUUAAUGUGGCAAAAGGUUGGGGCUUUAUAACGCCGCAUGACGGAGGCCAGGAGGUGUUUGUUCAUCAGAGUGUCAUACAAAUGUCCGGCUUCCGAUCACUGGCCGAGCAAGAGGAAGUAGAAUUCGAAUGCAAGCUAACCGAGCGAGGGCUGGAGGCGACACGUGUCAGCGGCAGCAAGGGACUGGAUUGUACUGGUAGUACCUUUCGACCGCGCACAAAAAAGCGACGACGCGUACGCUGCUACAAUUGCGGCAAAUUCGCCAACCACAUUGCGUCUAUGUGCCCGCAGGAACCGCAACCAAAACGCUGUCAUAUAUGCAAAUCCGAAUCCCAUUUCUUUGCCGAUUGUCCAACGCGGCUGGGACUCUCAACUGAAUCGGAAGAAACUCAACACGACGAUAAUGAGCAAAGUGGUGCUGCAGCCACGUGAAAGUGGGGAAUGGGCGGGGGCCGUGGGAUUGCAAUAAAUGGCAAGCAUUUCUCUUGUGAAAUUUUUUGCAGUUUUCUGCACUUUCGUUUACCUCUUCAUGCCGCCAGUUUGACAAAUGGUCUUGAAUGACAUUUGGUAAGGCACUUUGGCGGAGGAAUUUUAAGUACAAACUUAUAAAAUACUACGAUUUUCCUAUAUUUAAAUAUUAUUUUUGGACGCUAUUAGUUUAAAAGACAUAUUUUAUACAUAAGAUUAACUAAGUUAAGAAUCGCUCAGGUAUCACAUAGUAAUUAGG